CCGGUGGGGAAUCAGACUUGAUUGGGCUGGGCUGGGCUGGGCUGGGCUGGAUCAGUGUGGGUCGGGUCGGUGGUGAGGGACGGCCUGGAAGAGAGGCGGUUGCGGUUUGAUCCUAACACCUGUUGACGUCACCAUUACGUCAUAUACGGGACGACAGUCGGUGUGUCCGACUCCGACCUCACUUCGAAUUGCCGGCUUUAUAAACGCGGGUGCGCGCUCCUCUCCUCCCCGCACCAUCCAUUGCUGUCUCUUCCAUCGAUCCGCGGCGCAUGGACGGCACCAUGUCCAUGUCCCUGGCUGCCGCCGCCGCCAACUGCCGCUGCAGCCGCGUCGUGUUCGUCGGCAACAUCCCCUUCCACGCCUCCGAGAAGGAGCUCCGCGACGCCUGCGAGCUCAUCGGGCCCAUCCGCUCCCUGCGCGUCGCCGCCGAUCCGGCCACCGGCAAGCGCAAGGGGUACGCCUUCGUCGAGUACCCCGACGACGAGACGGCGCGCAGCGCCUGCCGCAACCUGCACGGCCACAACCUGCGCGGCCGCGAGCUCCGCGUCGGCCUCGCCGGCCGCCAACGCCGCCGCCCCCGGGGCGACCGCGAGCCUGUCGGCCUGGAGGACGCCAUCCACGCCGCAUCCCUCGUCUCCGGGACGUCCCCGCUCGACUCCGUCACGCGGUACCUGGCGGCGCGGUCGGUGCGUGAGCUGAGGGAGAUGGCGGCCGCGCUGGAGGCCGACGGCCCCGACACCCGGACGCUGCUCAAGGAGCACGUCCCGGGGCUGGCCGCUGUCGUGGAGCAGGUGGGUCACCUGCUCGACAUGGCGGCCGCUGACGACGCCGCGGAGGCGACCAAGAACAAGAAGCGGGCGGCGGCGACGGCCGACUCCAACGACGAUCACCGCGCCAAGCUCACAAAGGUGGAAGUGGAAGCCGGCGGCUUCAAGGACAAGAUCGCGGUUCCUUCCGCAGGCGUCUCGUGUUUCUGAUCUGCUGUUCUUGCCGAGGCUCUAGCCCUCUAGUGUGAUUGUUUUCUGAUAUUGUAUGAUGGAUUGCUACGUUGAUUAACAAUGAGAAUAUUUG
Messenger RNA from Panicum virgatum (switchgrass), 1071 nucleotides. Its product is annotated as cleavage stimulation factor subunit 2 tau variant-like. Bases 270 to 977 code for a protein of 235 amino acids. Gene Ontology annotation, cellular component: mRNA cleavage and polyadenylation specificity factor complex. Gene Ontology annotation, molecular function: mRNA binding. The record is from RefSeq and is a predicted model, not a curated record. The transcript has a single exon. Lineage: Eukaryota; Viridiplantae; Streptophyta; Magnoliopsida; Poales; Poaceae.